Messenger RNA from Aspergillus aculeatus ATCC 16872, 1646 nucleotides. Its product is annotated as endo-1,4-beta-xylanase. Gene Ontology annotation, molecular function: hydrolase activity, hydrolyzing O-glycosyl compounds. The record is from RefSeq and is a predicted model, not a curated record. Gene Ontology annotation, biological process: carbohydrate metabolic process. NCBI's taxonomy places the organism in Eukaryota, Fungi, Ascomycota, Eurotiomycetes, Eurotiales, Aspergillaceae. The coding region runs from base 112 to 1203 and encodes 363 amino acids. The transcript is spliced from 10 exons.
GCAAUAUCCGUUCUGAAUUGGGAUACUCCACCGGUCAAUUAGCUAGACCUCGAGCAUCAGCUCUGUAUUCUGAAUCGUUCUGUCUACAAAUACUGCUCCAUUCCCACGUAGAUGCUGCCAUUCCCAUCUCUCGUUUUAUCAACCUCAACAUCAUCAUUCAUCCAUUCAUUCAUUUCAUUCAUUCAUCAAGCUCAAGAACAAUCAUCCCUUCUUUCCAACAUGGUUCAAAUCAAAGCAGCUGCUCUGGCUGUUCUUUUCGCCAGCAAUGUGCUCUCCAAUCCCAUCGAGCCCCGCCAGGCCUCGGUGAGCAUCGAUGCCAAAUUCAAGGCGCACGGCAAGAAGUACCUGGGCACCAUCGGCGACCAGUACACUCUCAACAAGAACGCAAAGACCCCGGCGAUCAUCAAGGCCGACUUUGGCCAGCUGACUCCGGAGAACAGCAUGAAGUGGGAUGCUACUGAGCCCAACCAGGGACAGUUCUCCUUCUCGGGGUCGGAUUACCUGGUCAACUUCGCCCAGUCUAACGGAAAGCUGAUCCGUGGCCACACUCUCGUCUGGCACUCACAGCUCCCGUCCUGGGUGCAGUCCAUCUACGAUAAGAACACCCUGAUUCAAGUCAUGCAGAACCACAUCACCACCGUGAUGCAGCGCUACAAGGGCAAGGUGUACGCCUGGGACGUUGUCAAUGAGAUCUUCAACGAGGAUGGCUCCCUUCGCCAGAGCCACUUCUACAACGUCAUCGGCGAGGACUAUGUGCGCAUCGCUUUCGAGACCGCUCGCGCGGUGGAUCCCAACGCCAAGCUUUACAUAAACGACUACAACCUGGAUUCCGCCUCGUACCCGAAAUUGACCGGCCUGGUCAACCACGUCAAGAAGUGGGUCGCAGCUGGCGUCCCCAUCGACGGAAUUGGUUCCCAGACCCACUUGAGCGCGGGUGCCGGCGCUGCCGUCUCUGGAGCUCUCAAUGCUCUCGCCGGUGCAGGCACCAAGGAGGUCGCUAUUACCGAGCUCGACAUCGCUGGCGCUAGCUCCACCGACUACGUGAACGUCGUCAAGGCGUGUCUGAACCAGCCCAAGUGCGUCGGUAUCACCGUCUGGGGAGUUGCUGACCCCGACUCGUGGCGCUCCAGCUCCAGCCCUCUGCUCUUCGACAGCAACUACAACCCCAAGGCUGCUUAUACCGCUAUUGCGAACGCUCUCUAGUGGUCGUCUCUGUCAUUGGUAAAGCUUGCAGGUCAAUCUAGGUGAAUUCAGUGACUGGAAUGUCGUCGUGAUCGUAGGAUGAAUGGUUGGGGCUUGCGGGUUGCUUUUAUCUAUUUCACCUGAAGUCAUUAUCAUGUUGCUGAAUCUUUCUCUUCUCUUAUUGAUCAAUGCUGCGCAUUGUUUUCUUCAUACAAGAUUAUUUUACCUGCAAUCCUGAGGGCGGACCAGUAGAAUCGCGUUGCCUGCCACAAUCUUACUCUAAGCUACGCUACCACCCCCUGCUUUCCACCCCCUUAAUCGAAGCAACGGCAAUCACUCACACUCUAAGUGCUCAUUGUGAUAUGCUCACAAGCGCUCUACAUUGUCACUUCGCCUCACCCCUGGAAAAUGCACCUUUCGAAAGCUGUAAAUUACCUACGAUACUCUACAUUCCUGCGUCUGCU